CCUUUGGCAAUGUUUUUCCUCUAAUGCGGACCAUGCAGAACCAACCCAACCCAUCUUGAACUCAAUUCCGACUGCAGAACACAGAGUCCGGAGACAACAAAAGGAACGCUGCAAAAUGAAGACAUCCUUCCCAAUGUUGAUGUUUUUCCUGGUUUUCCCAACCAAGACUUCAUCAUCGGGAUGCAGUCCAGAUGUAGCAGCUCUCAAGCGAAGCAUAAAGAGACUGGAAAACAAACUUGUCAUCAGAACUUGGCAGGUGGAAAACUUGCAGCGGCACCAAUUCUUCCGGCAGAUUUCACCUGCUCCGACUCCUCCGUCGGACUCAAACACGACCCUGACGACGCCUCUUCCGCCAGCUGGAAGCCUGAUGGUCCACGACCGAGAUUGCUCUGAGCUGUUUGACAGAAUAAGACCAAGCAGUGGGUUUUACCGCAUCAGACCUAAAAUUGACCAAGAGCCAGUUUUGGUCUAUUGCGACAUGGACGACGGAGGAGGAUGGACAGUGUUCCAGAGAAGGCGGAAUGGAAAAGUGGACUUUGACAGAGACUGGGUGGAUUACAGAGAUGGCUUUGGCGACUUCAAGCUGUGGAAUGACGAGUUCUGGUUAGGAAAUGAGCACAUCUAUUCCCUGCUGUCGGACGGUCGGAAUCUGGUGAAGAUAGACUUAAUGGACUGGGCGGGACAGCGAAGUCAUGCGUAUUAUGAGAACUUCCGCAUCAGCAAUGAAGCUGAUCGCUACCGGCUACGGUACAAGACGUACAGCGGAAAAGCUGGAGAUGCUCUAGCAGGCGGUGGGGGGAUGGUGGAGCGCUGGUCCGCGGGUCUCAGCAGCAUGCAGUUCAGCACUAGGGAUCAGGACAAUGACCGUUACACUCAAGGCAGUUGUGCUCAGGAGAACAACGCAGGUUGGUGGUACAACAGAUGCCAUUUUGCCAACUUGAAUGGAAAAUUCUACCGCAAAGGGGAGUACAAGGGCCAGUUUGAUAACGGCAUCGUGUGGGGCACGUGGAGGGGCCUUUGGUACUCCCUUCGACACACCGCCAUGAAGGUUCGUCCUCUGCUUUUCUUGGACGCCAUGGGCAGCGGUGGCGGGGAAGGUUAAAUCUGCCGCCCACAUCAUAUAUGUCAUUACUCUUUGACAGUAACGUAUCAACAUUACAAAUAGGCAAGCGAUACCAGCAAUGUAAGCGAUAUAACCCAUGAUAAAAAUAAAUGGCCUCAAUUUAUUGCAGG
Molecule: messenger RNA, 1233 nt
Organism: Syngnathus acus (greater pipefish)
Lineage: Eukaryota; Metazoa; Chordata; Actinopteri; Syngnathiformes; Syngnathidae
Gene: fgl1b
Product: fibrinogen like 1B
Exons: 9
Coding region: 116-1102 (328 amino acids)
Source: RefSeq, a predicted model, not a curated record